Molecule: messenger RNA, 1204 nt
Organism: Jatropha curcas
Lineage: Eukaryota; Viridiplantae; Streptophyta; Magnoliopsida; Malpighiales; Euphorbiaceae
Source: RefSeq, a predicted model, not a curated record
UUCAAGAAUCAAUCUUCAAGAAAGGUCAUUUCACUGCAAAUCAAUGGCGUCUUCUUCUUGUUCCGGUUGGUGGCGUGCACCAAUUUACUUUACUGUCUCAGUAAUCUUAGCUUUCAUAGCCAUCUCCUCUUCUCUGCAUUCUUCAGGAAGCGGAACAACACCAAUGCCAAACAGACCAAUAAACCGCCAACUAAUUCUCAAUGCAUCAAUAGCUUUAAGAAAAUCAGGUUUCAAUUUAAUGGCUACUCUUCUCUUAAUUUCUCCUGAAUUAAGAAUCAGCAAAGAAUGUUGCUUUAAACGGAGAAAGAAUGUUGCUUUAACGAUGGUUGAUGCAAAAGAGAGAUUAUUAGAGAUUAAUCAUGUGUUGGUUUCUCAUCCUGAUUUGUUUCUCGAAGGAAAUUUGGCAAUUCAUGGCGUUCUUGGACCUUUUUCUUUUCUGGGAAGUGGUUUUAAAGAUUUUGAUAAGAUUUGGGAUUUUUCUAUUCAAGCUCCGAUUUGUGAUUCAAAUUUUAGUUUAGUUUUGGAUAUUGAUGAGACUAAGAAUUUGAUUGAAUGGACUAGAAUUGUUCGUUUGUUAAGCUCUAAUGGAUUUGUGUCUUUCGCAAUCGGAUUGAAUUAUGUUCUUGAUGGGAUUCUUGAAGAUUUUAGAGAUUUGUAUUCUGUUACAAUUUUCACUCCUCAAGAAUUUGAAUUUUUGGCCUCUCCUUCACCAGUUCUUGAUAGGGUUGUCAGGCUUCAUAUUCUGCCUCAAAGGAUUACAUAUUCAGAAUUUGCUUCUUUGCCAGAAAAGAAAUUACUUGGUACACUCCUUUCUGGUCAAGAACUGCAGGUAACUGCUGGUUUCAAUGGCUCGCAAGGAAUUUUCAUUAAUGGAGUGGAGAUUGUGGCGCCAGAAAUCAUUUCAGCAAAGCAGUUCAUAAUUCAUGGGAUUUCUCAGGCUUUUCAUGUGGCUGAGCUUCCUGAUACAUCAAGAUAAUACUAGCUAAACACAAAAGCUUAGCUUCACUUUUGCGUGGCAUGUUUCCUGCAGAAGAUAGGAGGUGUUUGAGUGUUGUUACACUUUCAAGCUGUAAAUACUAAGCUGAGUCUCAUCAGGAUAUAGGAUACUUGAUUUCAGAAGCAGUUAAUUCACAGAAAGAAGUAUGUUAUUUAGCUUUUGAUUGUAAUACAUUUUUCAAACAGGAAGAAUUAUACAAAGUGAAAC